AUGAGUUCAGAGGCAAAUACACAGGCGUCGACGGAGAACAGGAAACGGCGAACCGACACGAACCCACCAAAGACGCUGAGGGAGCGUUUCUUGCACUCCUUACCCUACUACACGGGGCCCUAUGGCGUGGGAUUCCUCGAGAUCGAGGCGCCGGUCCGCCAGCCGCGCACCUUUUCGGAACUCAGGCGCGACAACGUCCCGCUGCUGAGGCUUGAUACCGUCCUCUUCGCCGUCUAUUACCCAUGCACCGUCAAGACCCAGACGGACGAUCACGCCGCUCCCGAUCGCCACGGCAAGAACGACAGCAAAAAGGCCGCUGGUGGCGUCAAGAAGACGAAGCUCUCACGGGUCGGAUGGCUCCCUCGCCCGCGUGUCCUCACUUGUAAGGGCUACGCCAAGGAGUUCAGCGUCCCGCAUCUCCCGGUCACGGCCUACAUCGCCGCCACCUCCAUGUUCACCAAGCUCCCUGCGCUGAGGAACGCAAAAUUGGCGGAGCAUUGGCCGGAAGAAAUGCUGGGCGACGAAGGCCCGACAGGUCAGACGGCGAGGAACGAGGAGUCUAGCUCGCAAAAGAAGCCGAAAUUCCCAGUCAUCAUCUUCAGCCACGGCUUGGGAGGCUCGAGGAUGAGUUACAGCUCCAUCUGCGGAGAGUUGGCGAGUUACGGCUUCAUUGUUGUGGCAGUCGAGCACAGGGAUGGCAGCGGUGCGAGGACCUACGUCAACCUCCCGGAACAUCGAGAGGUGUCCGACAGUGAAUCUUCCCUAGAGACCUUCAACGCCAAGAAGAUCAAGAACAAAAAGAGAGGAAAAGAGUCUGGACAACACUACUGCGUCGACUAUCUCUUCCCCAAGAACAACGAACAGGACACGGCACCGAACAACGAACGCGGCGUUGACAUGCAACUGCGCGCUGCGCAAAUUGAAAUGAGAAUGACAGAAAUUGAGGAGGCCUUCCGCAUCCUCGGAUACAUCGACAGCGGCCGAGGGCACGAAGUUGAAGCCAUGAAUCUGAGAAGGAAGGGCAAUGUGGCAUCCAGCUCUCAGGGCCUCACAGGCAUCGUGUGGGAGGACUGGAAGGACAGGAUGUUCCUCGACAACGUGACGAUCAUGGGCCACUCGUUUGGCGGAGCAACGACGGUCGAAGCUUUGAGGACCGAAUCGCUCAGCUGGAUUGGUCAAGGCAUCAUUCUCGACGCUUGGGGCCCGGCGACGCCUCGAGCAGGAGAGAACCCCAGUCACCGCGUCAAAAAGCCGUUGCUUUCGAUUGGAUCGGAGGCGUUUAUGCAUUGGCAAGAAAACUUUGACAGACUUGUCGACAUCUGCAAUGAAGCGAGGGGCGAGAACGCACUUACCUGGAUGAUGACUAUCCGGGGAUCGACCCAUCUCUCCCAGACAGAUUUCGCUGUCUUGUACUCAACUUGGACAGACUUGUUCAUGAAGACGUUGGUGAAUCCUUUGAGAGCCAUCUAUCUCACGAUAUCACCGUCGCUCGAGUUUUUAAAGAUCACGCUACCUCCAGAGCAAACAAAGUACAACACCUGGGUGGACGAAGAGAUCUUGAAAACGACGGAGCCACCAACAACACCGCUUGCUGUGGUGACGCACGAUCACCGACCGGACGACCAAUGGAUUGCAGUCCGGCUCAAGGUAGACAACGAAGCGACUCUGCGGUUGAAGAGAUGGUUCCGACACAAGAAUCGAGUUUUGAUGGGGAAAGGCGAUGGAUCGGGCAUGCCUUCGGGGCUGAUCAACUGGGAAAGAGGCAAUGAGGUUUGGAUGCACGUGAGCCCGGACCCAGAGUCCGUGGAAGAGCAGAUGCAAAGGAACGAGCGGACGACGAGCUGUAAUGCAGCGUAG
This is a messenger RNA of Colletotrichum orchidophilum, 1857 nucleotides long. RefSeq names its product platelet-activating factor acetylhydrolase. Bases 1 to 1857 code for a protein of 618 amino acids. Gene Ontology annotation, molecular function: 1-alkyl-2-acetylglycerophosphocholine esterase activity. NCBI's taxonomy places the organism in Eukaryota, Fungi, Ascomycota, Sordariomycetes, Glomerellales, Glomerellaceae. The record is from RefSeq and is a predicted model, not a curated record. The transcript has a single exon.